AUGAGUGACUUGUUUACCCUUCUAGGGGACCCCGUGACUGACCCUGAGGAAGAGUCCUUCGUUGUCUUUUCGCAUGAUGUUCCUUCUCAGCAGUCUCUGGGCUUCAUCGACUCACAGGCAGCCGAGAUCGAGAUCAGCAUCGGUGGCAGAGACCUGACUAUCCGCCAGUCGCGGGGCCUUCUCACCUCGGACCGCAAGGAGGGCACCACGGGCGCAGUCGUCUGGAAAGUAACGCCCCUCUUCGCUGAAUGGAUAGCCUCCCCAAACUUCCUUUCUAAGCACGGCUUCCUUGGCUCUGAUAACGUAGCCAUCGAGCUCGGAGCAGGCGUCUCCGGGCUCGUUGCCUUGACACUCGGUCCGAAGAUUAAGAAGUACAUCGCCACCGAUCAAGACUACGUUAUCAGGCUGUUGAAGCGGAACAUUGCCGAGAACUUGCCCACCAUUAACACCAGAAAACCAAAGCCGAAGAAGAAAACAUCUCAUUCGAUAUCAGAGAGUGUAUGCGGCAUUGAAACACUGGAGCUAGACUGGGAACUGAACUCUGUCUCUUCGCUACCUUCGCAGCUCGGUCUGAGUGGCGAGGGUGCAGGUUUCGACCUCGUCAUUGCUUGCGACUGUAUUUACAACGAGAGUCUCAUCGAGCCACUGAACAGCACAUGUGCGCAGAUAUGCAAGCUCCGUUCCCUAGACGGGAAAGAUAGACCAACGCUUUGCCUCGUGGCACAGCAGCUACGCUCCCAUGAGGUGUUUGAAGCCUGGCUCAAGAGUUUCAAUUCUCUCUUCAAGGUUUGGCAAGUGCCCGAUGCGCUCUUGACCGCACCUUUGAGAGUGAAUUCUGGCUUUAUUGUUCACAUUGGAGUAGUACGAUGA
This is a messenger RNA of Didymosphaeria variabile, 870 nucleotides long. RefSeq names its product Ribosomal protein lysine methyltransferase (gene RKM5). The transcript has 3 exons. The record is from RefSeq and is a predicted model, not a curated record. Bases 1 to 870 code for a protein of 289 amino acids. Lineage: Eukaryota; Fungi; Ascomycota; Dothideomycetes; Pleosporales; Didymosphaeriaceae.